AUGCGUCAGCAUUUUGGCCUUUCUUCUCGCCGCCCUGCUCAGUCUGACAAUGUCUUUUCCGGCAAAACCCUCUCACACAAGCAUUCCAGGUUAUUUGGGACCGGUCUUUCGAAAACCUCAACUCAGUCACGCCCAUACCCCUUAGAAACACCAAAGCCAGCCGAGACGGCGGAUCUAGACUAUGAAGAAGACGUGAAGCUUUGCAGCGGAUCGAAUCUUGCGCCUAUUGGCUAUGAAGAAGAAGAGAUCUUUGGAGCUGAUGCUACGCCUUCGAGCAAUUGGGGAGCCAGAUCGCUUCCGCUUCCCCCCAGGAGUGAGGAUGGCCAUGGCGAUGCUCGAGACUCUUCUUUCACCAGCAGCAUUACAACUCUGUCACGUCCAGUAAUAUUGCAGAGCAGCGACCACUUCCCCAGGAUGAUGAACGACCUUAGGCUUGAUGGGUCAGGACCGGCUCUUUUGAUGUCGGAUAUCAGCCGCCAUCUUCGGAAAACAUCCUCCUCAUAUCCAUCUCAUGGUAAAGCAUCGACUCGGAUUCAGUCACCAGAAUCAAUGCUUCGUCCAAAUAAGCUUAGUCUUACCGACUUGUCUCGCUUUAGCAAAGCCAAUGACCGCCUUUCGAAUCUCCGCUCUACUCUGUCUUCGAACGAAAGUUAUGAUAUGACUAUGGAUACUACCUCCCCCGAGGUGAUGGAAGAAGCUGUUACUGCCAUUGCGGAGUGGCAAGGUCAGCCUCGACCAAGAGCAGCACCAUAUAAUCAGUACGAACUGGUGGAGAGCACAGAUGUGCUUCCCAGCGACUCUGCCUCGCAGCAACCGAGCCCCUCCGGAGCGCGUCAUCCGAUUGGUGCUCGUAGCUCAUCGAAAAAAGCGAGAGGAUUGAUCUGGGAGAGCGUUGAUACCAUUAAAGAUCAGUACGAUGGUAUCAACGAAGCGAAUAAUCGAUUGGAGAGCCCUGCUCCUACCGUGCGAUCGCCAUGCACACCUUCAAAUCAAGAGCCCCUUCACAAGAAGACUAAACGGAAAGCAUCUGUCUUUUCUCUCCACAGCCUGGCCAACCCCCUUUCCAAGCACCCGAGAUUUGGUCUACGGAAAUGGGCCAGCAGCAUGUACCAACAGGGGAGUCAAAGGCUCAACCAGGCCCGACUGAAGUGGAUACGUCCUGCUCGACAAGAUCGCCGGAUGUUUGAAGCAUGGAGAUUGCGCCAUCGGGGGACGACCCAAGAACCAUCUCCUUGUAAAGAAAAAGCUAAUAGGAACUAUGGCAUCUAUUCGUCUGAGAGCAGGGUAUGUGCGAAUGAGGACUGGUGGAUGGAAGGCGUCAAGAUAUUUGAGGCUCCCAAAUGGAUGAACUUUAGCGGCUUUUCUCGCUCUUGA
Messenger RNA from Trichoderma virens Gv29-8, 1374 nucleotides. RefSeq lists its product as uncharacterized. Bases 1 to 1374 code for a protein of 457 amino acids. NCBI's taxonomy places the organism in Eukaryota, Fungi, Ascomycota, Sordariomycetes, Hypocreales, Hypocreaceae. The record is from RefSeq and is a predicted model, not a curated record. The transcript has 2 exons.